AUGCCCUCCUCCUCUUCCUCUUCAUCAUCCUCGUCUUCGACGACGGCAUCCUUUUCGACAUCGCUGUCUCAUACUGCUCCAACGCCAGCCCCAGCCCCAGCUCCUUGUCCUCUUCCCCCUCCUAAGCAGGAGCCGAAAUCCGCUGUCCCAACGACUGCAAUUGUAAAGCACUUUGACAUGGACGAAGAAGUCGUUAAAAACGCCACGCAAACAGCCGUGGACUUGUUGGAGCAGAAGAUUAGUCUAGCUCAGCUGGCAGAGAAGUUAAAGAAGACGUUUGACGUGCUCUAUGGUCCUCGAUGGCACUGUGUGGUUGGGAAACCCUUUGCCAGGUAA
Molecule: messenger RNA, 336 nt
Organism: Dibothriocephalus latus
Lineage: Eukaryota; Metazoa; Platyhelminthes; Cestoda; Diphyllobothriidea; Diphyllobothriidae
Source: the annotation of a GenBank genome assembly